This is a messenger RNA of Carassius auratus (goldfish), 2462 nucleotides long. RefSeq names its product homer protein homolog 1-like. The record is from RefSeq and is a predicted model, not a curated record. Lineage: Eukaryota; Metazoa; Chordata; Actinopteri; Cypriniformes; Cyprinidae. The coding region runs from base 371 to 1453 and encodes 360 amino acids. Gene Ontology annotation, biological process: G protein-coupled glutamate receptor signaling pathway. The transcript is spliced from 9 exons. Gene Ontology annotation, molecular function: G protein-coupled glutamate receptor binding.
UUCAUCUUUAGAGCCACACGCCCACCGAGAGGGAGGCAGCGGCUCUUGAUUCACUCCUGCGCUAUCGUUACCUCGCGCUCUUCAAAAUUACCAUAAAGGUGCUUACGAAUCGCGGAGAUGCGAGGUGAGCCCAUCGUGUGCCAAACUAGCUGAAAUUGGCCAGUAUUAGUGGGCAAUUCGCCGUGGGAUCCAUUCAGUGCAUCUGACAGCAGACAGCCUACAUACAGCGCGCGUGAUGAGAGCCGCGGAAUGCCGCUGCUCAUAAUGUGACUGAGCGCGCGCACCGCAUCCACAACCGACACAUUCAGCUGGAAGAAGAAGCUCGGUAAUCAACAAAUCGCAUCUCGUCUCAGGAGGGAAAAAUAGCGACAUGGGGGAGCAGCCCAUCUACAGCACCCGGGCACACGUCUUCCAGAUAGACCCCAACACUAAAAAGAACUGGAUGCCCACCAGCAAGCAUGCGGUCACUGUAUCUUACUUCUAUGACAGUACCAGGAACGUGUACAGGAUCAUCAGCUUGGACGGAUCUAAGGCAAUAAUAAACAGCACUAUCACCCCGAACAUGAACUUCACAAAGACAUCUCACAAGUUUGGGCAGUGGGCAGACAGCCGUGCCAACACAGUGUAUGGGCUGGGCUUCUCCUCUGAGCAUCAUCUGGCCAAGUUUGCAGAGAAAUUUGCAGAGUACAAGGAAGCAGCCAGGAUGGCCAAGGAGAAGUCUCUAGAAAAGAUGGAGCUGGCAAGUUCACCCUCUCAGGAAUCGCCUGCCGACAUUCAUUCCCCUCUGACUCCACCCGUGACUGCGGACCUCUGCCGAAUCAACGGCACUGGCGAUGACGUCACUCUGUCUGACGUGUCACCGAAUUCUGUGCUCCAAUCAGAUCUUUCCCCAACCACACCGACCCUUGCACACAGCCCGGCAACCAACAAACACUGGGAAGCAGAGCUCGCAGCACUAAAGAGCAACAAUGCCAAGCUCACAGCUGCUCUGCUGGAGUCCACGGCCAACGUCAAACAAUGGAAACAGCAACUAGCAGCUUAUCAGGAGGAGGCUGAAAGGCUACACAGUCGGGUUUCAGAAUUAGAAAGCCAGAGUAGUCAAACCAAUGUGAUCAAAUCCCAGAAAACGGAGCUGAACCAAACAAUAGAGGAGCUCGAGUGCACAUUAAAGGCAAAAGAAGAGGAAAUGGUGCGUUUGAGAGACGAAGUAGAAAAUGCAAAGCAUCUUCAAACUCAGAAGGAUGAACUCACCCAAAAGUUAGAGGAGACAAACUUGCGGAAUAAGGAGCUUGAGGAACAGUUGGCUGAUCUGGAGCAACGUCUGGAGUCCAGUCAAGUGGACCAGGAGAGCCUUCGCAAGAACCUCAAAACCCUGCUGGAGAUUCUGGAUGGAAAGAUCUUCGAGCUGACAGAGCUGAGAGACAACCUAGCUAAGCUCAUAGAGGACAGCUAGACUUCCUCCACCUCUCGCAUCAGAACUUUCCUCUUUUACGAAAUACACAGCGUCCGAUUCAGGCCUAGAGAGUCUGAUGUACUUUCAACUGUAGGACUCUCUUUCACUCACUUACACAAAAUGAUUAACCUUUGUUUGCACUUGAUUUUGUAUUUUUGAGGUGGGUUCAUUCUUUUCAGUGACACUGCUACCUGCCGAAUUUUAUUGUCAACUACACACCUGUACUUUUAUCGAUGUUUCCUUGAAUUUUCCCCUGAAAUAAGCGGCCUGCAAAGAACAUGGCUGCAUAUAGGCUCCUACUUUUUAAAGGUGCUGGUUUCCUGUGCCUGGCUGUUGGCGUUAAUGGACGUUUCUUAUGCUGCUGAGGACACUACAUGAAUUACACUGACUGGACCUUCAGUCGUAUUUUAAGACUGGAGGUUCAGAGCCAUAUGUUGUAGCCAAAUCUUAUUGGCUUGCCUCUUCCCCUUCAUGGAAACUGCCUCAAAGUUCAAUCAGUCAAAGUUUCAGGAUACUCAACCAUUGACCUAAAAAGCUCUUUUGACAUUUAGCAGACUUUGAGAUGUAGAUGUGGCGUAUGCUUUAGGCCUGUAAUAUACACUGAGCAAUAUUAGUGUGAGCGUCUGUAUGCCAGAUUAGUGCAAGCCACCUCAAUGCAUCCGUCAGGUACUCAAACAGUCGAUGAACAGGAUCCAUGUUAUAGGUAAACUGGAUUUCUCCAAUGACCAGUGUAAUGCUUUUGGAUCGUAUUGGCCUUAUAAUAACCCGUAUCUAUACAUUUUUCAGGAUUUUCUUGAAGACUAAGAUCUUCCUUUGUUUGUUGACUUACCAAAUACAAUUAUGUACUCGAUUCCUUACGAUUUUCAAUAACAAUAUUAGUGUAAUAUUUAAAAAGUCCAUCCUGCUGAUGGGUAUAAUGAUACAUAGAUCGCUGUCAGUAUGAUUGUAUUUAUAUGUGGGAAAACUCUGUUUUAAAUUUCCCAAUGUUAAUAAAGACUAUUUAAAGAUA